This is a messenger RNA of Leptopilina boulardi, 1249 nucleotides long. RefSeq lists its product as uncharacterized. Bases 282 to 1181 code for a protein of 299 amino acids. NCBI's taxonomy places the organism in Eukaryota, Metazoa, Arthropoda, Insecta, Hymenoptera, Figitidae. The record is from RefSeq and is a predicted model, not a curated record. The transcript is spliced from 5 exons.
GAAUAUUUUAUUAUAAGACGUAACUUCAUUAAAAUUUUAUUUUUCGAAAAAAAUUUAUUUUUCAAGAUAGACAAAAGAAUGAUUGAUUUUUCUUUUUUUUUAUUUUAAUUUAAUUUUUCGUUUUGACAGAUUUAGUAACCUUUUUUAAAUUUCCAAGUAUAAAAUUAAAAAAAAUUUUUAAAAAAUGUAGAAAAAAAUUUUGAUUGCAAAUUCAUAUAAUAAUUUAUUCCAAUUUAUUAUUAUUUUUUUGCAUAAUAAAUUAGUAUGUAAAGAGAAAAAAAAUGUCUGUUGAAAGUCUUACACAAUUGAGCAAAUCUACUACAGAUUCUUUAGGAAGUAUUUUACUAAAAGAAAAUCCUCAUUGGAAUCGUCACAUUAAACAAUACGAACUGCCUUCAAAAAAUAUUCGUAAUUUAAAUACCAUUUCAAUGGCAUUAAUGUCUGUAGUAGCAAAAAAGAAAAAGGAAAUUAAGAAACCCAUAAAUAAUUCAUUUAAAGUUAAAACAGCUGCAUUAUUAUAUGAAAUAACAGAACGAAUUAAUCAAUUAGCUGAACCGAAAAAUCGUUUAAAUAAUUGUGAUAAGAAAAAUUCUCAUCAGAAAAAUAAAUUUAAUCGUAUUCUCGAAAUAUCAUCUCGUUUAAUCGAACUCUCUAAACCGAGAGUUCCGUUUAAAGAAAAUUUAAAACCAUCAUUCAAUGUUUCUCCAAAAGCUUUAAACGCUAUUGCGACUCCAAGGAUUCUUGAACUUUCAAAGCCUCGUAUUAAAAUCAAUUCAAAAUUCCAUCGUAAAAAGAAAUUUUAUUCUUAUGCUACUUGUAGUUCACGAAUUGAAUAUCUUUCAAAACCAAGACUUUAUCAUCAUAAUCAGAAGGGAAAAAUAAAAUUUUCCAAACGAAAUAAUUUAUCAUCGCAAAAAAAAAGAAAAUCGCGUGUCAGUGAAAAAUUGAAGAAAAGAAAAGAUGAACAUAAAAAACAAAACCAUAUAAUUCACUCCAAUUCGAGUAGAUCAGUGAUUUUAAUUUCACGUUUUAAUAAAUCUGUAGAAAAAUCGAAAUCUCGUGAAAAUCAUCAUAAAAGUAAAAUAAAGAAGGGGAAAUUAACGUGGAUGAGAAAAUUUAUCAAGAAUUAUCCAUUAAGUACAUUAAGUAACAUCAGUAGUAAUCAUUGUGUCACAUCUUAAAAAAGAUAUAUUGGAUAACGAUAUAUAUGAUUAUAUCUCUUAAUCAAAUAUAUAAAUAACAUUUUUCU